AGCGCAACUUGAAAAGAAAGCACUUGUAUACAUACAAAUAAGAAAAUGCCGCUGUAUAAUAAAUUAAAUCUGUAAACUAUUGCUCAUGGUAAACCGUACACUGUUAGAUUUUUGUGAACUGCUGGAACAUAGAGUGAGAUAUAAUACAGGUUUCAAAUUUUUGCUGCUUAUCUCUCUGAAGAGUUCAAAGUUUCGAAACAAUGGCCGAAUCCUUGUCUUUAUUUACUGGCAGUGAAGUUGUGAUAGUUACUGGCGCUAGUUCUGGCAUCGGGGCAGCCACAGUUCAGCGUCUGGCUCAGAAAGGAGUAAGAAAAUUCUGUGUCACGGGCAGAAAUGAACAAGGACUGUGCAAGACAAUAGACACUGUCAUUCGGGAGGCCACCAACAAACCCGAGUUUGUUACUGUAAUAGGUGAUUUAACCCAUACUCAAACUAUCGAGAAAAUUGUCGAAGAUACUAUCAAAACAUUUGGAAAAAUUGACACUCUAAUCAAUAACGCCGGCUGGUCUUACGGAAUAGCGUCGAUUUUUGAAGAGACAAUUGAAGCCUUCCAGAAAACUUUUGACCUCAACGUAAAGGCUGUGGUCAUGCUGACAAAGUUGUGUCUUCCCUACUUGCGAGAAUCAAAAGGAAACGUUAUAAAUAUCUCAUCUACAGGAAGUGUUCAGAACUAUAAUAACCUCUCGUUCUACUGUAUGAGCAAGGCUGCUCUGGACAUGUUCACAAAAUGCCUGGCAACUGAGGAAGGCAAAAAUGGAAUAAGAGUUAACUCUGUCAAUCCAGGAUUUGUGGAUACAGGUAUCCAUGAAAGGUGUGGGAUGCCUCGUUCUGCAGUUGAUGAACUAGUUGAGAGGUGCAAGAACAGCCAUGCAGUCGGAAGAGGCGGAGCACCAGAGGAAGUUGCCAACAUAAUCGCGUUCAUUGCAAGCAAGGAGGCCUCGUUCGUCACUGGUAACAUUACAAUGGUAGACGGGGGACUCAAUUGCUAUAAUCCACUAUAAAACUGAUUUUGAUAGUGGCAGAAUUUUUCACGAAUUACAAGUCGCAUAUAAGAACUGCCCUUAGUGAACGGCAAUGAAAGACUGAUUAAAAUACUGAUAUACUGAUUGAAUGAAUACUAAAAAACGGAUUGAAAUCAAGAUUAAAAUAGCUGUA
This is a messenger RNA of Symsagittifera roscoffensis, 1155 nucleotides long. Its product is annotated as 3-oxoacyl-[acyl-carrier-protein] reductase FabG-like. Lineage: Eukaryota; Metazoa; Xenacoelomorpha; Acoela; Convolutidae. The transcript is spliced from 4 exons. The record is from RefSeq and is a predicted model, not a curated record. The coding region runs from base 201 to 1001 and encodes 266 amino acids. Gene Ontology annotation, molecular function: oxidoreductase activity.